This is a messenger RNA of Episyrphus balteatus (marmalade hoverfly), 645 nucleotides long. RefSeq lists its product as uncharacterized. Bases 81 to 545 code for a protein of 154 amino acids. NCBI's taxonomy places the organism in Eukaryota, Metazoa, Arthropoda, Insecta, Diptera, Syrphidae. The transcript has a single exon. The record is from RefSeq and is a predicted model, not a curated record.
UUCUAACAAACCAUCUAACGCCAAUAUCUGCCAGUCUCAAAUAGAUCGUUCGUUCAAUCAUAUAGCCUCCAUCAGACACAAUGUCUUACAUUAUCAAAAUCUGUCUUCUCUCUUUACUUUUAACAAUUUCUGUUGAAUUUUCAUAUUCAACAAUAAGACGACACCAAGUUACAACAACAACGACAACAGCAACACCAGAAUCAUCUAAUAAACAUUUAUGGAUAGAAAAUACAAUUCCAAAGCUUCCAAAUGACUGCAAGAAAUCCUUCCUUUGCAAGAAAAAAGUCAAGCAUGGUGAUGGUAUAAUUAAGCCCUGUAUAAAAUAUUGUGUUAAGGAUAUCGAAUGCCCGCCAAAUACUAUUGGCAAGCCGGAAACCAUUCAACCCGAUUGGUGUAUUCUACUUGACCAGAAUCUAUUAGAUGAAUUUGACAAACCGGAAACCACUUCAGCUGGACACCAUGUGAUGCCUGUUAACAUGAUUGAUUUUCCAUGUCAAGAAGGAUACUUGCCUGAUUUUCGAGGCAGAUGCCGCGAGGUAUGGUAAUCUGAUGAAUUCGAAUAUUCUGUUGCAGUGAAUUUAAGCAUGAAAAAUUAUUGUUCUUGUUGUUUAAUAAAAACAAAAAAUUAUGAAAACAAAAAAUAAA